UACUUUCGUGGCCAGUGGAACUAGGGUCCUUUCUCAUCACAUGGCCAAUCCAUUUCCAUCUCCUCGUACUAAUGACUCAAUUCAUGCUCCUCUAAUUUGUUUUAGCAGUCAAUUAUAAUUUAUUUGGUGAAUGUGCUGUUGUCGAUUUUACAAGCAAGGUUAUGAUACUAGCAAUAAAGGAGAUGGAGAAUUCAGACUUGGUUUGCGUCAGUGAGAAGGGCAAACUUCAUGUUGUAUCAGCAAGGAACGAAAAUAUACGAAUAGAGUUAAAAGGCACUGUAAAAAGACUUCAAGAGGAACCAUAUCCUGCUGAGUUGCAAAAGCAGACUUUUUAUGAGAAAUCAGUCACUAAGGAUGGUUUUAACGUUUACAGUCCUUGCAGCCUUUUAAACAUUUGUAUGGAAUUUGUCGGUACCAAUAUUACAGCAGUAGAGUCCCUUUGGGGAUUCCCCGACAUUAUUGGAUGGAGGAUUUUCAAGGCCAGCUCCAAAGCUGGUAUAUUUAGAAAAGCUGAUGCUGAAUGCCUUACUGCUUUGACUUUGUUUUGUAAUGCCUAUGGGGGCAACAUACUGGAAUGCUUAAACCUCAGAGAUAGCUGCAAAGUGAUUGAUGAAUAUUUUGAUCAUCUGUGCAAAUUUACUUCUCUUUGUGAAAUUGAUCUGAGCAUGUGUAGGGUUGGCGACGAGCAUGACAUCCUGAUGCAUAUUGCACAGCUAGUGGAUUUACAGAAACUGAACUUGAUGUCAAAUGCACUGUCUGAUAAAGGUAUCCAGAAGUUAACUAUCCCACACCGUGUCUGGAAAAGAGGGCUGCAGAAGUUGAGAGUACUGUAUUUGACAGACAAUGAUCUAAUAACAGAUUCAUCAAUAAAACAUUUGGUUAGUCUACAAAGUCUGAUGAUAUUGGAUUUGACUGGGACAUCUGCCACAAAAAAGGGACUGUCAAUGAUGAAAGAGCAGCUUCAGAUGGUUCGGUCUCAUCAAAAGAGUGAAAGUUUUCAUUGUGAAAACACAGGUUGGGCUGCUGACGUGAUCAAUACAUGGAAACAGUCCAAUCUACUUCCACCUGCCAAGAAGAGAAAGACCAACCCCAAGGACAUGAAACUAAAGUCAUUUUAUGGGAAAAAGACCCCUGUGAUGCAGAGCCUGAAGGAUCCAAGUCCACCAUUGGGUUCUGCUGGUAAAAUGCUAUUAAUGAAGAGACACUCUCCAAUCACAGAGGAAGAAAAGGACAGUAGGAAAUUAAAUUGUAAAUCAUUAUUUCAAAGGACCAAAAGGAAUGGAAAUGGCAAUGAAGCAGAUAGGAUUAUAAACAGUUCUGAGAAUGACAAAGCAAACACUGUUGUGCUAAGGUCAGAUUACAUGGAAGACAUAGAUUUGGAAAUCAUUAAAUUAUACUCUUAAUGGUCUUUCUUAGAAAUGGAAUAUCAUAUUUGAUCAGGGAUAAAACAUUUUG
Lingula anatina is the source of this 1455-nucleotide messenger RNA. RefSeq names its product leucine-rich repeat-containing protein 42. Gene Ontology annotation, molecular function: protein binding. The record is from RefSeq and is a predicted model, not a curated record. NCBI's taxonomy places the organism in Eukaryota, Metazoa, Brachiopoda, Lingulata, Lingulida, Lingulidae.